GACUUUUUUGUUCCAUGUUUAGGCCCCCUGUUGCCUAAACAGAGAAAUGUUCCGGGUGUUAUUUCAGGUGACUCAAUAUACUCAAUAGUAAACGCACAUCGUGUUAAAAUACAUAGCGAUAAUAUAAACGAAGUGAAAAAAAUAACAAAAUCCUGUUUGGAAUUAUUGGUACCAUUAUCUAUAGCCCCUGGAUCCUGAAAUAUAUAUAUUUUCUAAUUAAUUAAAUCACUGAUCGUUGAUUCCCUGGCGCUGGCCUGCUAACUGCCGCCGGGGAAACCUCCGUACGUCUUGAGCGCUAAACCAGUUUCGGCUGUCAGCUCAUCUCAUGUGGCGUGCUGACUACGAUGCUGGACUGCAGAUCAAAAGGUACGAGAUCGAUCCCCAUCAAGGACAGAAAAAAUCAGUCGUCUGAUGGCAUUGAAGCGGAUGGGCAUUGUUGAUAAUUAUGAGAGAAUCCGAGAUUUCACAGUAGCUGUGGUUGGUGUAGGAGGUGUUGGGAGUGUCACUGCUGAAAUGCUGACUAGAUGUGGAAUAGGAAAGCUGUUGCUAUUCGACUAUGACAAAGUAGAGCUCGCCAACAUGAAUCGUCUUUUCUUUCAACCUCAUCAAGCUGGGAUGAGUAAAGUACAAGCAGCAGAAAAGACUCUAAGAUCUAUCAACCCGGAUGUAGAGUUUGAGACUCAUAAUUACAAUAUCACCACUAUGGAGAACUUUAAACAUUUUAUGAGCAGGAUUCAGAAUGGUGGUAAGAAUGGUGACGCUGUUAACUUGGUGCUAAGUUGUGUAGAUAACUUUGAAGCAAGAAUGGCAAUUAAUAUGGCAUGCAAUGAAAUAAAUCAGAACUGGAUAGAAUCAGGAGUUAGUGAGAAUGCAGUAUCUGGUCAUAUACAACUCAUCAAACCGGGAGAAACUGCUUGUUUUGCUUGUGCCCCUCCUUUGGUGGUAGCAGAGAACAUUGAUGAGAAGACAUUAAAGAGAGAAGGUGUCUGUGCUGCUAGUCUUCCAACUACCAUGGGGGUCGUAGCAGGUCUACUAGUACAAAACACACUCAAAUAUCUACUGCAGUUUGGCAGUGUAACUCACUACCUGGGAUAUAGUGCCCUAACAGACUUCUUCCCUACAAUGUCAAUGAAACCAAACCCUCAUUGUGAUGACAGCUUUUGUAUAAAUUGUCAAAAAGAAUUCCAGAAGCAGCAAGCUUUGAAUCCAGUAGCUGAGGUAGAAGAAAGCAAAGAAGAAGAGGUCAUACAUGAUGAAAAUGACUGGGGAAUUGAACUAGUAGCUGAAACCAGUGCAGAUGAUCUAGUUUCCAAACCAGCCCCAGAGCUUGCUAGUGGGAUCUCAUAUGCCUAUGAUAAAGGAGCUGAUCAGAUAUGUGAGCCUAGUGGGGAAACUAGCGAAAGUGUAAGGGAGAACAAAGAUGAUGGAGAAUCCUUAGAUGAUUUGAUGGCGAAGAUGAAGAACCUUUGAAAUGAAACAUUAUAAAUCUAUCCUUCUAAAAGCUGACCAGAAACAGCUGAAAAUUACCAAGAACACCAUGGAAAGGUUCAUAGAAAUCCUUUAUGAUAUCAGUGGAUGAAGUCAGUGGAUGUUUUUUUCUGCAUAUGCCUUCUUCUGUGGAAAAACAGCCUUGUUUGUAGUCUAUUAUCAAGGUGGAGUCUGCAGUAUUGUCUUAUUGUUCUGUUAAACAGUGGCACUACCUUCAUUCUCUCAUCUUGCUUUAGUCAUUUUCUUAUUAUCAAAUUUGAUUCAGUAAGUAUAUUUCUUCUAAUAAUGAUCAUAAUAGUUACAAUUAUAUAGCGGUUCGUACAUUGUUCUUAAGCACUUUACAUUGUAAUCAUUGUUAUUGUGGUCACAGGAUCCAUCACUGCUCCACACAUAAAGUGCACCAUCUCUACUCCCUGGAGGGUAUCUUGGACAGGCAACUGUUGAUUUAUCGGUGCACACAUGUCAAUCUAAUCAAAGUGAUGUCCACAUCCUACUAGGUACCCAUUUGACACCUGUGUGGAGAGUGGUGAAGGUGGAUAAGAGCCUUGCCAAGGGACAUUAAUACAGGGUGGGAUUUGAACCUUCAAUCCUUGGUUUAAGAGUCAAGUGACAGAACCACUACACCACAACACCUCCACAACAAAUAUGCCAAUGAAAGUCAGAUGGUAAUAUGAAAAUAACUAAAGCAAGACAGGCACAUGUUGGUGGUAGCUGCUCUGUAACCAUUGCUUUUAGUUCCACUGCAUCUGAUGUAUGUAAAAUGUUUAGUGUAACAGCAGAACAAUAGCUGCAGCCUCCGUUUAGAUUACCUUCUGUGAUAGUUAGUGGUCAUCGUCAGCUUUUUCUUGGGCCUUUCUUAUAGAUAUUUAUUCAGUAUAUGAAAUGACUUAUUGCCAUUCCUAUUGCCAACUUCUAUGUUGAUAGUCUCAAAGGCACUAUUGCUGUGUUGAAUUCAAUUCUUUUAAGGGGACUUAGAUUAAGUUACUAUAAUAAUAAUGAUCUUAAAAUAAUGAUGAUAGCCUACAGAUGAUCAUAAUACAAAUGUCAAUGACGUCAUAACAAUCAAAAUCAUAUCCCAUUAAAACUUAUUUUUUGGAAAUGUAUGUAUUCAAAUCUUUGUUUUACGGUGCCUUGUGUAUCUUGAAUAUUGAGAUAAUACACGUGUCAAGGAACCUUAAGGUAUUUGAAAACAAGUCUUCAAAAUUCCUUUUUUUCUUAAUACCCCUUUGUUUCUCAGUUGACAAACAUGUAAAUAUAAUUUAUCAUUCCACUUUUAUGCUAUAUAAUAUGGCUUGACAUCUUAUUUGAGACUUCUGCUAUGUUUCAUUAAUGAUUUAUUUGUGUAAUUUAUAUAACUUAGAAUGUAUGCAAUAUUAUGUUAAAUGGCUCUUCCACUUUAUGUUAAUGUUGUUUAUUUCUUUUUCCCACUUCCUUUCUCUCAUUCAUGUACAAAGUUGGUAUCCCCCCUUCUCUCUAAGUAUCUCAUCUCCAUUGGCCUAUUUUUUCACCCGACCUCUCGCAUUCUCUUUUUAUUCCUUUCAUUAGUACUCUGCUGUAUUAAGUGCUUUAAACAUUAUAUCAUAAACAAAUGUUUAGAUGUCUGGAUAUACGCCUUUCCUGUUGAAUCAAACAUUUGCAUGAAGUUUAUGACAAAUGGAAUAUUAUUCACUUCAUUAUCAUUUUAGCUAGGUUAAUAUCUUGGCAUGUAUAUUUGUCAAACAUUUCAUCUAUUUUAUUCCAACACGGUACACAUACAUCAACCAAAGUGUUUUUCAGAACAUCCGUGUAUGAAGAGGUUAAUGUAGGCCUAUAUUUGUAUUUUAUGAGUGUAAUGAAUAUAAUUUAUGAUUUGAUCAUUCAAUUUCUUAUCACAUCAAAGGUGGAUAGAGUUUAGUGGCAAUAUUGUAUAAUGCGCUGCAUAUUCCACACGUCCUCAUUUUGCAGUCAUGUCGUCACUCUCCAUGGCAAAGGACAGAUAAAAUAAUUAUUUUGCUGCUACAGCAAUUUAUGCCCCACUGAUUUAACUUCAUUAGUUUUUUUUUUUUUUUUUUACAAUUCUGGGUCAGCAAAUUAUAAUUCAUUUAAAGCUGACAAUGUUUUCAAUCACCUGCAAUCAUUGAAAUGGAUAUCUUGUCAUGAAUUCUUAACAAUUUAUGUACCUCCUGUACAUGUAUAUUUUUUCAUCAGUAUCUAUGGAUAAUGCACUCUAGGUUUGUGCAAUAUCAAAUAAUUCCCAUUUGUCUGGGAUAUUGCAUUGUGCGUUCUAUCUAUUGUAAAGCCCGGCGCACACUAUGCGAUGCGUUACGAUCCAAAGUUCAAAGAAAUUGUAAUAGCAUUUUGAAUGAACAUUCCAACCAAUAAAAUCUCAGCGAUCAGAGUUCAGAAUAGUGGAAGGACUACUGAAAUCAGAAAUUCAGUCCAGUUCGAGCCUCCCUGUAGGAAGAAAAGCAAAUUCAAAUCCAAAUUGUAAUGACGUCAUCAUCGGCUAUGACUUGAAGCCGAUUUUGACUGUCCUUUGACCACAGGGCUUGCCGCAAAGCAAAUUUAUGAUUUUUUUUUUUUAAUAUCAAAUUAAAUAAUUUUACUUCUUGGAACUUUCAUAUUUGAUACAAAAUGUGAUUUAUUAAAAGAUAAUAGCAUCGAACACAAAGUGUGCGCUGGGCUUAAAAGUGCAUAUUUUUUACCUUUCAUGUUUAUGACUCUCCUGUUUAGAAUGAUUAAGGGCCCGUCAUGCCUUCACGUAUAUGCCAAUGCACAUGUUGCAAGCUGUUUUCCAACUUAAAUAGUAUAUCUUGAUAUUGAAAAAAUCAUUGACAAUUCUUGAUAACAAAAAUUCAGUAAGAAAUUAAGUUAAAAUGCUGUACAUACGCAAUAUGAAUUGGCUAUAAUACUCAGGUUUAACAGCCCCUUAAGAUUUUAAAUACGAUUGUCCGAAAUUGCAAAAUUCUGAGAAAAUCAGAAAAUUAUCACCCCCCCUUCUUGGCAGAUUAUUGCUUUGCAUUAUCCUCAUGUUUAGGUAGCAUUACAACUUAGAUUUUGAAUAGGAUAUAUUAGUAGAUUAAUGGCAUACAUCCUUUAUUCAUAGAGAUGAAGGGGUGUUGCAAGAAAAUAUUUGCAAUCAAUUGAAAAAUUUCAGGUACAAACUCUCAAGUGAUGGAUUGGUUUUAACUCGAUAAAAUUAAUUAAAACUUACUGAUGCAAGAUUCAGACUACCAAUUGUAAAUUUAGAAUAGUGAUUGAUUUUAGGAUCUAAAAGUAACUUUCAGUGGAUAACAGAUCUCUUGCAAUGCCCCAUCAGUAAGGUUUUAUUUUAUGCAAGUUCCGAUUGACAGGGCAGCAUCCAGAUAUUUUGAUGGGGGGUUGCAAGAUAAACUGCAGAUGUCAUUUUUUUUUUGCAAUUGACUAACAAUAAUUUUUGAAGUUGCAUGUGACCCACAAAACUUCCCAUUUUCUAUUUUUAUUUUUUCUUCUUCCUCCCAUCUUCCCAUUUGAAAAAUCAUAGGUUGGGAUGUUGCUCCCCCCCCCCCCCUGGGUAGUGCUGCCCCUGUCUAUUAAUUCAGUUAUACAUGUACAUCAGAGAAAUCCUCUCUGAUCAUCAUGAGGAAUAUGAAUAUGGUCACAAAAAUGUUCUAUUGCAUGUUUGCAUGAAUAUAGAAAGAAAUAAACUAUCCGUUAAUAUUUAUAGCUCAAA
Molecule: messenger RNA, 5179 nt
Organism: Lytechinus pictus (painted urchin)
Lineage: Eukaryota; Metazoa; Echinodermata; Echinoidea; Temnopleuroida; Toxopneustidae
Product: ubiquitin-like modifier-activating enzyme 5
Exons: 12
Coding region: 412-1470 (352 amino acids)
Biological process (GO): protein ufmylation
Cellular component (GO): cytosol; cytoplasm
Molecular function (GO): UFM1 activating enzyme activity
Source: RefSeq, a predicted model, not a curated record